Varanus komodoensis (Komodo dragon) is the source of this 2646-nucleotide messenger RNA. RefSeq lists its product as uncharacterized. The record is from RefSeq and is a predicted model, not a curated record. Bases 1 to 2616 code for a protein of 871 amino acids. NCBI's taxonomy places the organism in Eukaryota, Metazoa, Chordata, Lepidosauria, Squamata, Varanidae. The transcript has 19 exons.
AUGGAACACCCCCUGGAUUACAUCAUCAUGCUUACAAGGAAGUGGGUGAUAGUGUCAGGUCUUGGGGCAGAAGAUCGGGUAGAAGUGGAAUGUAUGGGCAGCCUUGCCAGACUCAAAUUGAAUACCAGCUAUUUCCAGAAGAAGUAUAUCAGCUUUGCUGCACUUGACACGUUUGGCAGGUCUUGGCUGAUAGAUGAGACCCAAGCGACAAAAUGUGGAUACACCAUCUUCCAAGAUGUCUGGGGAAACAUCGAAAUCCGUGCCUCCCUGAUUGGCUGCUAUGCUAAAAUGGUGGUAUGGAAACAGGAGUAUGCUGAUGAUCAGCACUUCAACUUGAACAUGCAGAUCCAGGUCGCGACAGAUGCAGAGAUGCGUGAUGCUGUUGUGCUCAAUGUGCCUGUGAUGUGUCCAUAUGGCCCGUGGCAGCCCAGGGAAGUUGUUUGUGAAGCAAAUUACAUGGAGGUCUCUGUAAGAAGGAAUGUGCCCCACAUCUCAAAUGACAUUCUGCAGGAUCAACCGGAAGACUGGGCAUCCGCCUUUCCGGAGGCCAAGGCAGGGGCCCCCUCCAUUUGGCAAAUAGUCUUCCACAUGGACACCAGGAAGAAGGCCAUGCCGGUUGAAGAGGCUCAUGCUGUUGGUUAUGGAGUGAACACAACAGACACCAGAAUCGUGUUGAGGGCAUCCUACAAUGCAACCGAGGCUCAGAAGUUGCUGAUUGAUGGGGUUCUUUUCUCUGCGGUGAGAUCCAGCACUUACUACAAGCAGCGCUGGAUGCUUCUGAUGGUGGACACAGCUGUGGCCUGCCCCAUAGAUGGUGUGACCUACACAAACAACAUCAUCACCUGGACUAUCCCAAAAGGCAUCUCUCCCCUCCUGGCUGAAGCUGGCACCAUCAAAGAGUUGCACGUGGAGUUGGGGAUCAACCUGUACAAGUUGUCAGCACAGGAUAUAAGCCGUCAGGGGUACUCCCUGGCCAGUGACAAGGAGGCGAUUGUAGUCAAGAUUCCCUUGGGUGCACCUGGCGGUAGCUACAAGAGUUUUGUGGUCUCUGGGAAAUUGGCUAUUGCCUACCAAAUCAACCCGUUUGUAGAACACCUAUGGGAGGAUGACAAGAGGAGUGUUACGAAGCACACCAUCCUGAAGGAGAUCAACACACCCCUGCAGCUAGUGCCAGUGAUGAUCACAUACUAUACAAAUCUCCCCCUCCGCCUCUUCAAUGCAACCAUUGGGACCUUCUUGCCUGACAUAGAGCUGGUCACAGUGACGUUGGAUGAAUUGGGGCCCUUGCCACUGCCUGAGGCUGCAAAGCAUGGCUGCACGGUCUUUGGGACCAGGUACCCCAAUGGCAGCAGAGGCUAUGUGCUGCAGAUCCCUUUCGAUAACCCCAGGAUCAAGAAGGAGUAUGUACCAGAUAACAUCAGAAACUACACCAUCACCCCCAUACUGGGAUUCAUUGUAAUUCCUCAGGGAGACACAUUUUAUGUCCCAGUCCCUCUGAGCGCCCUGGUCGAAGAUGCAGUGCUGCCCCAGGCAGAGGGGUUCUGUGAUGACCAAGCCCUCUACUUAGUGGUUAAACAUGGCAAUGUGGACCAGGACUGGCUGCCCUCAGUGGGCGAGGUGCUCUUGACCCAGGAGAUGGCGCAGAGUCUCGGCUACAUGUUGCAGGACAACAGGACCCACUUAGCCCUGUGGGUGCCCAGGCAUGCUGCCCACGUGUUCUUUGAGGAAAUACAGUCUUUUGGGAUUGUGGCCACUUUCAAGUUGCUGCUGAAGGAUCGUCUCAGUGAAGUGGAAAUGAUAGAUUUUGCCAUUUCCUGCACAUUCUCUUCGAAAGACCUCAUUGACUGCCUGCCCAACGGCACCAUAGUGGUCUCUGCUGUGAAGCUGAUUGGCAUCUCAGACAUGGAUCCCGCUGGUUUGGUGCUGCGAGACCGUCGCUGCAGGCCUGUUUCAGCAACAGGCAAAGGAGCAACCUUCAUCUUCAAUGUGAACUCUUGUGGGACAACCCGCAUGUUUGGCAAUUCUACCAUGACCUAUGAGAAUGAGGUUCUGUACUUCCUCACGGGCCAAACAGUACCUGUUUAUCGUCCUGUGGAAGGUCCAUCACCAAGCAUCCUUCCUGGGAUUGGGAUGCUGGCGCUUGCCCUUAAAUUGGCUAGAGAUAAGUCCUACAGUGACUUUUACCAGGACACAGAGUACCCAGUGAUUCGCUACCUCAGAGAGCCUCUCCACUUCCAGGUAGAGCUUCUCCACAGCCAAGACCCCCAGCUGGAACUCUUCUUGGUGGACUGCUGGACAACAGCAUCGGUGGACAGGAACAGUUCUCCACAAUGGCAUAUAGUGGUUGACAGUUGCGAGAACCCGAAGGACGCACAUCGAACCACAUUCCACAGAGUCCCUAGUGGCUCUGUCCCGUUUCCUACACACCUGAAGCGGUUUGAAGUGAAGAUGUUUACAUUCGUAGUAAAUGGGAAAGCUCUUUGGGGGCAGAUCUAUUUCCACUGCAGUACAGUGAUCUGUGAUUCCAACUAUCUGUCCUCUGAUGCCGUGUGUGCCAGGCGUUGCAUUCCCAGAAGGCAAAGAGUAGGUAAGUGCCUUAAAGAUAGAUGGUAUUGAUGUAGAUGGCUUGAACUGGAGCUCCCAAGC